AUGAGUUCUUUGAGACGUAACACCUCUUAUCUUGGACUCUCCCCAAGAAUUUCCAGAUUAUCAAGGUCUAAUUCCUGUUCAUCAAAACUUACACCAAGAACUAGGAUUAUUAGUGACAGCAAUGCAUGGACUGCCUUACUUGUUCCUUUAAUGAAUGACAUACCAGAGGCAACGUUCAAAACAAUGAUACAUAUUUCAAUGGGAGUAGAAACUAAUAUGUCUAAUUCCCAAUUAAUAUUUUCAUAUUUUGUAGAGAAUGAAAGACUAGCUGAAUUGAUUGAGUACAUUGUCAAAAGAGAAGUUAUUUCUAACAUUGAAGAGAUUUUGCUAAUAUUCGAUUCUAAUUCUUGUUUUGAUGUUAUGAUGCAAAUGUUUGCAAUGAAAGAAAUGGAUACAUUUUUUGAAAAUGUUGUACUUUCUAUUACACAAAAAGUACAUAAAUCGAAGUACAAGUUUAGUAAUGAUGACAAAUCCAUCACAAAGAAUAUAAAGAAAUUAAUUAAACUUCUUCGUAUUAUUAUCAAAGAGAUUACUGAUUUAUCAAAAUACACACCAGCAUUCAAAUAUUUUAUUCAUGAAUUAGUCAAAAUUACAUUUUAUGAUUAUCCAUUACAACACUGUCGAGCAUUUGAAGUGUUUAUGGGUGGGAUUUAUCUAGAAAAGAUUCGAUUAGUUCCAAGUAAAUCAACAACAGAAAAACAAACAAUAGAAGUCAUUAGUCUAUUUAUUGAUAAUUAUAUUCAUCCAAAACAAACUGAAUGGAGUCAAUUAAUAGAAAAAGAGUUUAAAGAUAUUAACCAAGAAAUGGACUAUUUAAAACAAAGAAUAUUAAAUCUUCAAACAGAAAAAGAAGAUUGUGUCAUUCAAUGGAAAAUACCAACUGCUGGAUUUACUGAAAAAUUAUCUAAGUCUAUUGAUGAAAUCAGAAAUUAUAUUUCACCAGAAAGUCAACAACUAAUUGAUAUAUAUUUUAAUACAAGUCAACCAAUGACCAAGAGAUUUAAACAAAUUGUAAAUGAAAUUAAUCAGUUAAGUAUUAAUAACUUUAAUGAAAAAUCAGGAGUGUUGUAUAAAAUGUCAGUCAUCAAACAACGAAUUAAAGAUGUUAAUGAAGAGAUUAGAUACCUCAAUGAAUGUUUAAAUACAUUAGAUGAAAAAGAACAAUUAAUAAAUGAAUCAAGUGAAACUGAAGAAGUGUUUUCUGGAACUGAUGGAAGUAACUCUGUGAUGAGCAAUUUGACAAAUGGAAUUGACAGUCAAAGUAUUAGUCAAUCAUCAUCAUUUAUUCUUAAUUGA
Messenger RNA from Entamoeba dispar SAW760, 1296 nucleotides. RefSeq lists its product as uncharacterized. The transcript is spliced from 6 exons. The coding region runs from base 1 to 1296 and encodes 431 amino acids. NCBI's taxonomy places the organism in Eukaryota, Evosea, Mastigamoebida, Endamoebidae. The record is from RefSeq and is a predicted model, not a curated record.